Molecule: messenger RNA, 3869 nt
Organism: Echinops telfairi (small Madagascar hedgehog)
Lineage: Eukaryota; Metazoa; Chordata; Mammalia; Afrosoricida; Tenrecidae
Product: zinc finger protein 613-like
Biological process (GO): regulation of transcription by RNA polymerase II
Molecular function (GO): DNA-binding transcription factor activity, RNA polymerase II-specific; RNA polymerase II cis-regulatory region sequence-specific DNA binding
Source: RefSeq, a predicted model, not a curated record
GAGAAAUCAUUCUGUUUCCCACAUUCUGAGAUCCCAAAUAAGGGGCAGCCGACAAUAACGAGGGCUUUUGGUUAAGGAGAGUGGUAGGAGCAGUGACGGUAUCUGGGCCAAAAGGGCAAUGUUCUACUCAUUGAAUUUCCCCCUCAACCCACAGGUCCUGAAACCUCAGCAGCAAGAGAGUUGUUCGAAGGAAAGAAGAGGUUGCAGAAUUUGGAUAUCGUCAUGCUGGGGACAUGCGUGCCGGGGCACUGGAAUUUCUGAACAGAAUUUAGAUCGGAUCCGGCGAACACAGACACAGGGCAUCCCAAUUGCUGAUAAUGUCCCAAGAGCACACGAAGAUGGUCCAGACUCAGCAAUCACUGACAUUCAAGGAUGUGGCUGUGAACUUCACCCGGGAGGAGUGGCAGCUGCUCGACCCUGCUCAGAAGACCCUGUACCAGGAUGUGAUGUUGGAGACCUACAGCAACCUGGUGUCCAUUGGGCAUCAAGUUAGGAAACCAGAUGCCCUCUCCAGGCUAGAACGAGGAGAACAGCCAUGGGCUAUCGUGCACAAAGGCGCUAGUGGAAUCUUCUCAGAAGAGCGAAGAAAAGUAGGUAAGUUGGGGAGGUUGGGGAAGUCAUAUUCCAAAAUCCAGGAAGUGAAUGAUUGUCUGCCCGGGCACUUCCCAAAGGAAAGAAGGGUGGACAGGAUGGAACAAUGCUAUGAAGAUAAUGCAUUGGAAAAUACUGUUCCUCGGCACAAAAACCUUUCUCCUUUAAGGGAAAAUCGUGGUAUAUUUGAUCUAUCUGAAAGACCUGUGAAAUCAAAUUUAGCUUCACCAGCCGUCCGUCAGAGACGAAGCAAUGUAGUAAAUAAGUCUGCCAAACUUCACAGAGGUGAAAAAGCCGUACAAGCCUUUCUUCAAGCUGGCCACAAGCAAUUUUGCACUGCAGUUAAAUUCCUUGAGAGCCAAAAUUCAAGCAGCACUGAAUCUCAAUACAUUAAGCAUCAGAAAACCCACAGAGUAGAGAAUCUGCAUGCAGGUAGGGAAUGUGGGAAAAUCUUCAUUAAAAAGUCCUUACUUGCUGAUCAUCAGAUCAUUCAUGCUAGAGAGAAACCCUAUAGUUGCAGUCUGUGUGGGGAAGCCUUCUUGAAAAACUUCAAGCUUCUUGAGCAUCAUCAUACAAUUCAUAAAGGACAAAAACUGUAUCAGUGCUCAGAAUGUGGCAAAGCUUAUCUCCAUAAGCCACAGCUCAAUGAACAUCAGAAAACACAUAUGGCAGAGAAGCCCUAUAUAUGCCAUGAAUGUGGAAAAGGCUUCAUCAGAAAGAGCCAUCUCACUAUUCAUCACCGAAUUCAUACAGGAGAGAAACCCUACAAACCCUACAUGUGUGGUGAAUGUGGAAAAUGCUUCAAACAUAAGGGAAGCCUCAUUAUACAUCAUCGAACUCAUACUGGAGAGAGACCCUAUCUAUGCAGUGAAUGUGGAAAAGGCUUCAACCAGAAGGGAAGUCUCAUUAUUCAUCAGCGAACUCAUACUGGAGAGAGACCCUAUCUAUGUGGUGACUGUGGGAAAGGCUUCAGCCAGAAAUUAUGCCUCGUAGCGCAUCAGAGAUUCCACACGGGCAAGACUCCCUUUUCAUGCAGCAAAUGUGGAAAAUCUUAUUCUCAACGGUCCAGCCUCAAUACACAUCAGAAAAUUCACACAGGAGAGAAACCCUUUAAUUGCAAUCACUGUGAGAAAGCCUUUGAAAGGAAAGGAGAGCUCAUUGUACAUCAAAGAUCUCACACAGGAGAGAAACCAUAUGGCUGCAGUGAGAGUGGAGAAUCUUUUGUCUGUGCUUCUCUUUUACUCACCCAAGAGAAAGCCCAAAGAGAGAACCAUGUAGAUUCAGCCGCGGUGGACAACCUCUCCACAACUCACAGAUCAUCACACAGCAGUGCUCACAGGCAGGAGGAGAUUCCUGUUAAUGCAGUGAAGAUGCAAAUGCCUUCAGUGGCAGCUAAGACAUCAGUCAACACCAAUGGGUUCCUUGCUAAUAGGAAUGUCGUCCUUAUGAAACAGCCUGCUGCUAGACAUGACGCCUUGGAAGAUAGCAGAGAAGUUUCACAGGAGAGAAAUCAUAGGAGUACAGCAAAUCCAGUAGUGCCUAUGAAUGCCGUGAAUGUGCUAGUACCUUCAGUGUCCAAUGGCAUUUUAUUUUAUGCCCCACAAAACCAGUAGGAUCAACUCGGAUACAUUCACUGGAAAAGAUGGUUGAGCAAAGAUUUCUACCUCAUUGUAUGCCUACAAAGUAUAUCCUGAACGAAAUCAUAGGAAUACAGAGAUUGGGAAAGCCUGAUACACACAUCCUAGGUAAACAUAUGCUUUCUUAUUGAGAGGUCAUCUUAUGUUAACACAAAUACAUGUGAGUCAGCUGUUCCAUUGUGCCAGUUACACAGAUGAAAGUUUGAGUUCAUUUCUGUUGAGCAAAUAAAUGCUGUACAAUUUUACACCAACAAGGGCAUUGGUUUUGGAAAUGUUGAUUUGAGUGUAAAUCCGCCUAGGAAGUGGUUGAUAAGUACAAAAAUAGCAUGGGGGCAGCAUCUGCCUCCUCUAACUUCACAAGGUGGACAGAGAAGUGUCAUUGUUAGCAUUAGCCCAAUGCGGAUUCCUUAUGAGGCAGAAGUCAGACCUGCCUCUAUCUUUGAGCCUUAUUUUCCAAAUCUGACACCAGUUGUCUCUACCACAGCAUGUUCUAUUUUUCUACUGAAUUCAGUAGCUCAUUGCAAUGAUAACUUGAACUUAUAAAGAACACUCACAGUUAUGGGGUUCGUUGGAGAAGUAAUAGGUUAUAAUUUGGUAUCAAAAUGACUCAAUAUAGUUCUCCAUUCAGGAUAGCCACUUCCCUCAUCCAUACCAAAAGGUAUGUCUCUGGGCCACGACCUCUCGGCCACUUGGCCUCUGCCCUGCUCAAGAAAAUGUUGCAACAUUCUUUUGAUUCUGCCAAUCAAUACUCAAAGGCGCCCCCAUUCCAUCAGCAAGCCUUGCCGGAAGGUGCUCAGCUUCAGUUCUGUGGGUCAGCAUAAUCAACUCCUCAAUCAAGUGCCUGGAGGGAUGACACUCUGCCAACCAGCUUCCUGCCUGUAGGCACUCAGCUUUCUCUCUGUGGGGCCAGGAAUCCCAUUGCUCAACCUCGCUCUAGUCUCCUGACUCUGACACCUCUGCUGCCUCCAUUUCUCUACUGCUACCUGUUCAUAUCUCUUGCUACCACAGGAGUCACUUCUCUAUGUCUUCAGGAUUGAAGAUGUUCAACAUAGGGAUCUUGGAUCCAAUGGAUUCACUCCACUUUUGACUCUUUUUCCAUGAUGGUAAUGAGAUGCUUUUUCUGCCUCUGGGAUGGCUCGUUUUAAACCUCGUGGGAUGACAAAAUUGACCAAUCUCUGUUUCCACGUGGUCCAUCAAAAGGAGCUGAGGUGAGCAUGUUACCAUACAAUGUGUCUAACUCCUUUAUUUUAUACCUAUCUCUCUUAUCCUCUAAGACUUUACUAUUAUCUCUAUCAUUGCCAUACAUUUGCACUUUCUGGUCCUUUGGUUGUUGGAGGCUGGUUUCCUCUGACACAUCACACACUUAUCUUGACCUGGUCCUGUUUCCAGUAGCUAAGGAAACAGUGGAAAGGAAAAGACCAAGCUCUCUUGUAGGCAAAAUUGAGUUAAAUUAGCUAUUAAGUGGACUCUUUCCACUUCUGCUAAUCCGUUCAAAGGAUGCAGUCACUCCAUGUGUCAAAGAGCCAUAGAAUAGUUGAUGGCAGGUGUGGAGUUGAGAGUUAUAAAGUGUUGAGAGUUAUAAAAGAGUGAAAAAUAACUUCUUAACCAUUUGGUGUCAAGAUCUAGUUGCCAUUUGGGAGG